GCCAUCCAGCUCUCUCUCUCCCUCAUCGCGACAAAACCCUCGUCGCUGGAACGAGCUUUGGGCGACCCCCUCUCUCAGCUUCCACAAAGCUAGAUUUCGAUUCAUUCUGGUCUCAUGGAUCUAGGUGGAGAGGUUGUCUCGACGGCGGCGCCGAUUUUCGCAGAGGCGAGCUUGUCGAGCUGGUGGGACCAGAUCAACGAGUCGCCGAAGUGGCAGGACGGAGUGUUCUAUUUCCUCUGCGCUGCCUACGCCCUCGUCUCAUCCGUCGCGCUGGUUCAAUUGAUUAGAAUCCAACUACGUGUGCCCCAGUAUGGUUGGACAACACAGAAGGUUUUCCAUUUUAUGAAUUUUAUUGUGAAUGGAGUACGUGCAGUUGAGUUUGGAUUUCAUACUCGAGUAUUUCUCUUCAGGCCCAAGGUAUAUACUAUAGCUCUACUAGAUUUUCCUGGUUUAUUGUUCUUCUCUACGUACACACUGCUUGUACUGUUCUGGGCAGAAAUAUACCAUCAGGCAAAAAAUCUUCCGACGGACAAACUAAGGACUGUGUACAUUUGCAUCAAUACUGCCAUCUAUGUUAUUCAGGUCUGUAUCUGGAUAUAUUUGUUGGUAGAUUACAGCAGCAUAGGAGAUUUAUUGGGGAAAAUCUUUAUAGCAGUUGUUUCAUUCGUAGCUGCGCUUGGAUUUGCCAUCUACGGGGGCAGGUUGUUUUUCCUGCUUCGGCGAUUCCCAAUUGAAUCAAAAGGGAGGAGGAAGAAACUUCAUGAGGUGGGAUAUGUCACGGCCAUAUGCUUUGCAUGCUUCCUUAUACGAUGCUUCGUGGUGGGAUUGUCUGCAUUCGACAGAGAUGCCUCUCUUGAGGUUUUGGAUCAUCCUAUUCUAGACCUUGUAUACUACAUGCUGACCGAAAUACUCCCCUCGGCACUUGUUCUUUACAUACUCCGUAAGCUUCCUCCAAAGCGAGUAUCAGCACAACACCACCCUAUCCAAUAGCGGGAAUGAACACUAUUUUGAGCUUGCAUUGUGGCAACCAGACUCGAAAUUUUGUUCAAAGGUUGCAGUAGCUAAAACUGUAUGAGUAGCUAUUCGUUGUGAUCCCUCCUGUUGCUUAGUCGUGGGACUCUAGUGACCCUAAGGAUAGGAGGUCAGUUCAGUGCUUUGGAAUGGAGUUGUGGGAUCGCACAAGCAACCAAUUUGUUUAAGUGUUUGCUAAGAUUGAAGGUUUGAGAAAAUUAUGUAUUUUUAGAACAGAAGUUGAAGUGUAUAAGAAGGAUCACAAUAUUAUUUUA
Messenger RNA from Zingiber officinale, 1286 nucleotides. RefSeq names its product tobamovirus multiplication protein 1-like. The transcript has 11 exons. NCBI's taxonomy places the organism in Eukaryota, Viridiplantae, Streptophyta, Magnoliopsida, Zingiberales, Zingiberaceae. Gene Ontology annotation, cellular component: plant-type vacuole membrane. The record is from RefSeq and is a predicted model, not a curated record. The coding region runs from base 115 to 990 and encodes 291 amino acids.